AUGCGGGUAGUCCGUAGCAGCAGGGGUAAACACAGGCAGAACGAGUUCGGGAGAGCGGACAGAACUCGAAUCAAGUAUAUCUCCGCUGAAGCUCAGGCAGAAGACGUGCUCUCUCUCUCUAAGUCCUUUGAUCUCAGUUUCUCCCAUCCUGGUGUAAGGGACUACUCUCAGCUGACCCUUGACCUCACCAGGAAUGAACUUAUAGUGGGAGCAAGACCUUUGGGUGUUGGAGAGUGCUGGCUUAUGAUGGCUACUGAUAUUGAAAUGAAUGGAGCUAUCCUGCAUCUUUCUGCCAGGAGUGUAAUGGGGCUGACAGAAAGCCAGCUCAUCUCAGAAAUGUAUGUCUUGGUGCCAAACAUGCAGCCGUUGGCAGGGGAGAGCAACAGCUCAGACGAGCCUUUUCAACUUUACCCAGGCUCGGAUGGGGAUCCCAAACCUGUCUAUCCUGAGAUCCUGCAUGCUGUCUGUGCACACUGUGCUGCUGCUGCUGGUUCCCAAGAUCUGAACGGAUACAUGAGGCGGCAGGAUUCCGCUGCUUCCGCCUCGCAGGGGACCAGCCGUCUCAUGGGAUCAGAAACAUCUGAUGAUGUUGGCGUCACUAUGUUGGCACAAUGGGGGAGCUCAAGAUUCAAACCUCCCACCAGUGAAAAGCUCUCCCAUCACCAUCCACCCCAGCCUGGUGGAUUCUGGCCCCCCAUCGGUGGCAGGGUUUCCAACUUCACAUUCAAUCCCUCGCCAAACAUGGCAUACAGUGUGCUUUUCACAGCCUGCCUCUUCAGAAUGCUCUUUGGGAAUAGCAUUGGAGCACUGGCAUUGUUCCAGUGUGGUGUGAAGAGAGGGACUGCCGUGGCUAAGGCAACGGAAUGGGGCCCAGACGAAGACACCAGGAGGUCCUGUCAAAGCAAAGGGAAGACGGAGGUGGAGUGUCAAAACUACAUCCGGGUGUUGCUUGUCAACAAGACAGAGGUGAUCACCUGCGGUACCAAUGCCUUCCAGCCCCUUUGUAUCACCAGAGAGGCAGGGAACAUGAGCAGAGUGUUGGAGAGGGUGAACGGAGUGGCCCGCUGCCCCUAUGACCCCCGUCAUAAUUCGACGGCUGUAGUGACCGAAAGCGGAGAGCUGUAUGCUGCCACGGUCAUCGAUUUCUCCGGCCGGGACCCUGUUAUCUACCGCAGCCUAGGAGGAAUGCCGCCUCUGCGGACCGCCCAGUAUAACUCCAAAUGGCUUAAUGAGCCUCACUUCAUCUCGGCUUACGACGUGGGUCUUUUCACCUUCUUCUUCUUGAGGGAAAACGCAGUGGAACACGACUGCGGUAAGACGGUGUACUCUCGGGUGGCACGGGUGUGUAAGAACGACAUAGGAGGCCGCUUCUUGCUGGAAGACACGUGGACCACCUUCACAAAGGCCCGACUCAACUGCUCACGGUCGGGAGAGAUCCCAUUCUACUACAAUGAGCUACAGAGCACCUUCUAUCUGCCAGAACAGGAUCUCAUCUAUGGCAUCUUCACAACCAACGUGAACAGCAUUGCUGCCUCUGCAGUUUGUGCAUACAACCUCAGCGCAAUCACGCAGGCUUUCAACGGGCCUUUCCGCUCCCAGGAGAACCCACGCUCCACGUGGCUGCCCACCCCAAACCCCAUCCCUAACUUCCAGUGUGGGACCAUAGAGGAAGAAGGGCCUAAUGAGGGACUGACUGAACGCAGUCUGCAGGACGCCCAGCGGCUGUACCUCAUGAAUGACGUGGUCCAGCCUGUUUCUGUGGACCCGCUGGUUUGGCAGGAUGAUGUGCGGUUCUCUAAGUUGGUUGUCGACAUUGUUCAGGGGCAGGAUACUUUGCACCACGUCAUGUACAUAGGGACAGAGUAUGGAACUAUUCUUAAGGCCCUGGCAACCACUAAUAAGAGCCUGCAAGGUUGCUACUUGGAGGAGAUGCAACUCUUCCCUCCUGGUAUGCGUGAGCCAAUCCUGAGCCUUCAGAUUCUCCAUGGCGACAGGACUCUUUUUGUGGGCCUGAAUGACAAAGUGCUGAAGAUCCCUCUGGCGAGGUGCUCCAGCUACAAAACAGAAUUGAUGUGUUUAGAUGCAAGAGACCCGUACUGUGGUUGGGACCGAAAGCAGCGGCGUUGCACCACCAUCGAGGACAGCUCUAACAUGAGCCAGUGGUUCCAGAACAUCACUGCCUGUCCGCUGAGGAACCAAACCGCAGAUGGUGUAUACGGGCCCUGGGCUCCAUGGCAACCCUGUAGCCAUGAUGAUGGCGAAGGCAUUAGUACUUGUCUUUGUCGAUCACGGGCUUGCGAUAGUCCGCCCCCUCGCUGCGGAGGUAAAAACUGCGAGGGUCCUACCAUUGAGGUGUCCAACUGCUCAAGGAAUGGAGGUUGGACACCCUGGUCAUCCUGGGGCCAGUGCAGUACAAGUUGUGAGAUUGGGUUUGAAGUCCGCCAGCGAUCCUGUAACAAUCCUUCUCCCAGGCAUGGCGGCAGAGUGUGUGUGGGACAAAGCAGAGAGCAGAGAUUCUGCAAUGAGAAGGUGUCAUGCCCUCAGCCCAUCUUCUGGUCAUCAUGGUCGCCCUGGUCCAAGUGCAGCUCAGAGUGUGGAGGAGGGGUGCACUCUCGCUCCAGGAACUGUGAGAAUGGAAAUAGCUGUCCAGGAUGUGCGCUGGAGUACCAGGCAUGUAAUCUGGAGUCCUGUCCGGAGGUGCGUCGAAACACCCCAUGGACCCCUUGGGUCCCGGUGAACAUAACCCAGGGAGGGGCACGGCAGGAGCAAAGAGUACGCUACAUCUGCCGGGCUCAACUGGCUGACCCUCAUGAGCUUCAACUAGGCAAGCGCAAGGUGGAGACACGCUUCUGCCCCAAUGACGGGACGGUAACCUGCGAAACAGACUCUCUCGUUGAGGAGCUUCUGAAGACGCCUGGUGUACGUCUGACAGGCUCUGGCUGGUCAUCAUGGGAAAUGUGGUCAGCUUGCACUCAGGAGUGUGCCAAAGGCUACCGCACUCGCAAACGCACUUGCACCAGCGCAGAGGGCAAAAGCGUUCCUGCUGCCUGCCGGGGAUCUCCAGUAGAAUAUCAGGACUGCAAUCCUCAGGCCUGUCCAGUUAACGGCGCCUGGUCUUGCUGGUCAUCAUGGUCGCAGUGUUCAGUGCCCUGUGGAGGUGGGCACUAUCAACGAACGCGCACAUGCACCAGCCCUACCCCUGCCAAUGGAGGGGACAUCUGCAUCGGCUUGCACACAGAGGAGGCUCUUUGCAACACGCACACCUGUGAUGGUGGGUGGAUGGCCUGGUCGGUGUGGUCUAAAUGUGAUGACUCGGGCCUGCAGCUGCGCAGUCGAGUGUGCGGGGCUCAGUCCACACCAUGUGUGGGAAACAGCUCCCAGCACCGAGACUGCAAUGAGAUCCCAGCCAUUCUCCCGGCAUCUAGCUAUGAGAAGGACCAACAGUGUGGGGGGUUCACUCUGCUUCACCUGAUAGCUACAGGUGUGUCGUGCUUCCUGGGUGCCGGUCUGCUGUCCUUCCUGGUGUAUGUGUACUGUCAGCGUUUCCACAAGCCCUCCGAGGAGUCUGCCGUCAUCCAUCCCACCACUCCCAACCACCUCAACUACAAGGGCAACACCACACCAAAGAAUGAGAAAUACACACCCAUGGAGUUCAAGACUCUGAAUAAGAACAAUUUGCUGCCGGAUGAGAGGACCAACUACUUCCCAUCACCACUUCAGCAGACGAACGUGUACACCACCACGUACUACCCCACAGCACUGGGCAAAUAUGACUACCGACCAGACUCCUCGCCGUCUCCUUGCAGAACCUAUAACCACAGCUGAGACAUUUGUCCCAUCCGUAGCUUUAUUGCCAUCUCCUAAAGGCCUCCACUUUCCCCACCCAUACACUCUGCACUGAUAAGGUGCUUUUUCCAACAUUCCAGCCGAUUAUUUUCCCUAAAGAUCUCUCCCCCAAGGACUAUGUCACCUAAGUCAUGCCUUACGGUGUCCGA
Molecule: messenger RNA, 3995 nt
Organism: Puntigrus tetrazona (Sumatra barb)
Lineage: Eukaryota; Metazoa; Chordata; Actinopteri; Cypriniformes; Cyprinidae
Product: semaphorin-5B-like
Biological process (GO): negative regulation of axon extension involved in axon guidance; positive regulation of cell migration; semaphorin-plexin signaling pathway
Molecular function (GO): semaphorin receptor binding; chemorepellent activity
Source: RefSeq, a predicted model, not a curated record